AUGUCACAUCCGCUCGUGGCAGCUGUGUGGGAACAACUAGGUCGUCAUGAUGUCGCCAAUAUUCUACGUGAGGUUAUUGGGGAGUAUGCGACAGAGUUGGCUACCCUUCAUGUCAAGAGUGGCCCGACUUCCGAUAUCGAAUCGACCACCCGGAUGGUCUUUUGGAUCAAGGCCAUUUUUGAUUUGCAACGAACGUAUCUCCAGGGAAUGUCUGGGAUGCGUGACUGUCAUCCGUACCUUUUGCCGUACCUCCUACCAUCAGAGACCAUCUUCUCGACCCUCAUGUACUUGAUCCGAGUCAAGUCCGAGUUGUUCCCAAUUUCUAUGGCUACGACCCCCGAGUUCGCUGAGCAUAGGUAUUCGAUCGCACAGACUUUACUGGCUGGUGUUCGACUGCUCGUGUUGCGGGGGGAGAAUCUACAUACUCAUAUGAAAGUCAAUCUGGAACAAGCGAUAAGAGCGGCAUGGCAGCAUCCUGGUCUAUCAAGUGGGGAGAGCUAUUUGGUUAAUGACUUCCUACCGAGCGCAAUUGGCUUCAUCGGAUAUCCUGAUAUUUCAGGUAGCCCCCAAUCCCCAGCUGCCAAAGCAUGCCUCCCACCUUUUGUCUCCGGGAUUUACCCGUUUUCAAUCACACCCGAAACGCUUAUCACGGACACUCUGACUGCCUUGGUUGGAAGCAACGGAGAACAAAUGGGACCGUUUUGGACCUUAUACGACAUUCUAUGGGCUGCUGAAGCUGCGCUUAUCCAGUGCCACGUCGAUCGCCGUCGAUUCGCCCAAGACCAAGGAUAUUCUAGCAAGGCAGCCGUCAAGGUGGAAGAAGCAUUCGUUCAGGCAGGAGAGACACGCAAGAAAUUGGCGAGAACGAUACUGAUGGCAUCCGAUGGCCAAUCCGACUCUCCCUCCCUCCAGGUACUUGCGACAAUGAUACUAAGCCAGAAUGCCAAUGGCGCCCCGCCUCUACAGACCCGACGGACCAGAGAGGCUUGGGUUAAUUUCUCGCAUAUCAGAACGGCGUUGGAUAACUCUUUGGGGCUUUUUGUGAGGUGGCUUAUCAACCGCAGGGUUCAACUAUGGGACUGCAAUGGGGAAUUAGAGGCUGUUUCUCGGGAAUAUCAGCAGCACCUGACCCAAUGGUUGCACAACUCCUCAUCGACAGAGACAGGCAACCAAACCAAUGAGCCAGAAAGGCGAGGUAGUGUUGUAUAUGUGGUCAAUUGCCCAGCAGUUCAUCCAGUCCCUCGCGAUCUCCUAGAAGAACAGUUAAGAGGAGGCGAUAGAGCGGCUUAUGAGCAACUACAAGAAAGCUCACCCUUUAUCACAAUGGAUGUUUCCUGUCCACUAUGCCCCGGAGAUUCUAGAAUACAGAACGCUCGGAUGAUCGAGCCGCUUGAACAGUUAUCCAAUGCCUUGCAUUUUGUUUCCGAGUCCGAAAGUAGCAUCAGCCGCCAUUCUUUCCUCGAAUCAGUCUCUCGGAAUACAACCUCUCGGUCGAGCUCUCUAAGCCGCUCUACGGGACGCUCCUCCACGCCCUUGGAGUCAAGCGAUAAUUCCAAAAGCCCUACCAGCCCAAUCACCCCAAGCCCUGGGAGUAUGAGAAUAGGGAGUCGCCUGUCCUUUUCCAUGGCUCCUGAGGGUAUAAGCACGGUUCUUGCAAAUACAUCAGAGCAACUACGAGAGAAGCAGACUAUAAAAUCCUUAUCGAGAGAGCUCAAGAAUGUCAAGAUGUCGUUUUCGGGCAGAAGAUCCUCUUUGCGCAGAUCUUUAUCAAAAGAACAACGACUACCUCAUCAGCCCCGAUUUGUCUUUUCCUCGACGGGAAAGACCUUGCUUCUUUGGGGAGCGAAUAGCAAUUGGGUGAUGCGGUUCGAAGUACCGUCCAUUGUUGAAGGACGAAAACCGCAGGGCCAUAGAUACGAUGUUUCGGGUGUUCAAAAUGUUGCGGUGGGAGAUCAGCGAUGUGCUAUCGUUGCUUCAGUUGGGGAGCACCUUGAACUACUUGUAUUUGGAAGCACUGGUUCCACCGCGGAAGCGUACUUGACGAUCGAUAUUCCGCAACGAACCCCCUCCAUCACUUCUAUGACCAUGUCUCGCGACGACGAAUACGUUGCGUUUACACUUGGAGAUCAAUUCCAUGUCUACCGACUUGGAGCAAAUAUGAUUAAAAAGGUCAUACUCGCCGACCAAAUAGGACCGUAUCCCAAUCACGGUUCACUAUGCCAAUCUAACAUGGCCCCUAACGAAAAGGGAAUAAGUCAUAACGCUGUAAUUCAACGGAAACUCCAGUUUUCGGUGGAUGGAAAGAGUUUGGUGGUUGCAACGCAUCUCGGAGAUUAUCACAUUUAUACGGAUAUAUGGGACUGCACUGUUGAGCCGUGGAGUAUUAUUUCCGGACGUUCGAGGUCUUUCAAGCUUCCAAAUUGGACAACGAACGACGGCGACCUCACAAGCGUAUUCUAUGAUGUCUUUCACCAAUCUGUCUUCCUAACAGCCUUUCUUGGGAAGGAAUAUCCGAUUCUAUUCUCUACAUCCAAGGAAAGAAUGAUGACUGAUCCGCACAGCAUCAGAGUUGUCCAUGCAGCACAGUCUCCAUCAGGCUCCCGGUUCGCCAUUGUAAAUGGCAUGAACGAAAUCUAUAUCUGCAAUUCCAAAUCCAACGGAACACUCAACUCCUCCCGGCUAAAGAAAUCCACGGCCAAAUUAAGUUCUUCCAUCUUCAAACCCGGAAAAAUGAUAUUAUCCUUCCCACAUGAAAACGAAGUAUUGGCGUUCUGGGUGAAGGAUGGGAAAUUAAUACUGCGAUCCACUAAAGUACACGAUGGCAGUGAAACAAUCAAUGACUACGACUUAUGGUCAGAUUUCGAUCAUCUGGUGGUUGAAAAGCCGUCGACUGCGGGGCUGCACCUCCAGCCGCGAAGACAGUCGUUCCUGUCAACUCAACAAAUUGCAGAAAUGGGAGGCUCUCCAUUUAUACCUCGGCCGCAGUUGCCUGAGUUGCCGUCGGGAGAUUGA
This is a messenger RNA of Aspergillus wentii DTO 134E9, 3012 nucleotides long. RefSeq lists its product as uncharacterized. The record is from RefSeq and is a predicted model, not a curated record. Bases 1 to 3012 code for a protein of 1003 amino acids. The transcript is spliced from 5 exons. Lineage: Eukaryota; Fungi; Ascomycota; Eurotiomycetes; Eurotiales; Aspergillaceae.